CUCAUCAUGUACCUAUUAGUGGUGGUCCUUUCUCUGCUGCUGAGCUCUGUUCCCGCUCAGAGUCGUCCUGUUGAGGAUUUAAUUGAAAAGAUCUCCGGGAAGAUGGAUGACAUGCCAGUGUCAACUAUAAUUGAAACCAACAAACAUGCAGGACAGCGAGUGGAUGGGCCCUUGAUCACGUUUGGAGACAUCGCCGUAUCAACAGAGUUCAAGAAUGCAGAUCCGUGCACAGCUCGUGGAUGCAAAUGGGAGAGAAGCAGAAAUGGAUUAGUCUAUGUGCCCUACGUGAUCUCCAACCAGUACUCUCCAGAUGAACUACAAGUGAUUAAACAAGGCUUGCAGUCCUUUGCGGAUGUGUCCUGCAUUCGAUUCGUACCACAUGAAGGGCAGAGGCACUUUCUCUACAUAAUGUCUGAUUCUGGUUGCUAUUCAUAUUUGGGGCGUCAAAAAGAAGUACAGGUUGUUUCCCUCGAGCGUGAUGGGUGUGUCUAUCACAGUACUGUUCAACACGAGCUCCUUCAUGCUCUCGGGUUCCAUCAUGAACAGAACCGCAGCGACCGCGACAAACACAUCAAAAUCCUUUUAAAGAACAUUGAACCUGAAGAGGAGUAUAAUUUUGAGAAAACAGAAACCAAUAAUCUGGCAACCCCCUAUGACUAUGACUCUGUGAUGCACUAUACAAGGGACGCUUUCUCUAAGAACAACGAGCCAACCAUGAUUCCCAUUCCUGAUAAUAAUGUUGUGAUCGGGGAAGCUCAAAAAAUGAGCCGCAAUGACAUCCUGCGCAUUAACAGACUCUACUGCAGUUGAACUGCUGCCAGGCUGCAGGAAGGAUUUGUUUGCUGAUAUUAUUAAUCUUUUCAUCUUCGCAUUCAUCAUUCACAUAUCUUUUUUUUUUUCACAUCACAGUUUCAAAUGAUUUUUCGCUUUCUAUCUUUUAAAAAUUAAACAACUUUUUCAAUCAGA
Carassius gibelio (silver crucian carp) is the source of this 966-nucleotide messenger RNA. RefSeq names its product hatching enzyme 1.2-like. The record is from RefSeq and is a predicted model, not a curated record. Bases 7 to 810 code for a protein of 267 amino acids. Lineage: Eukaryota; Metazoa; Chordata; Actinopteri; Cypriniformes; Cyprinidae. Gene Ontology annotation, biological process: proteolysis. Gene Ontology annotation, molecular function: metalloendopeptidase activity; zinc ion binding. The transcript has 9 exons.